UUUAAUUUAUUCUUCAGUCAUCGAAGUUGCUUAAACACAGAACGAACUAGGGCUUGAAAUUCAAAAAUUAGGGUUUCUCCGGCGCCGUGAAUUUGAUCUGUGAAAAUGAUUUACGAUGUGAAUUCUCCCCUUUUCCGCUCCUUCCUCAGCCAGAAGGGUGGCUCCUCCGACAAGAGGAAAACUGAAGAGCAGAAGCCGAAGGAACAGAGGCCAAAGGCAAGUGAAAACAAACCUGUUAUGAAUGAGUAAUGAGGUGCAUCACGCAAUCGUUAGCAUGGACGGUAUAUCUAGAAUGCUUCUAGAAGUGUCGUGAAGAAACUUUUCACUUUUUUUUGUUUUCGCUUGAACUCGUGGAUUUGUUAGUAUGUGUAAUCAGAUAUUGAUUUGAUAAGCAAAGCUUUUGUUUAUUCCUCCCC
Erythranthe guttata (spotted monkey flower) is the source of this 416-nucleotide messenger RNA. RefSeq names its product wound-responsive protein-like protein. Lineage: Eukaryota; Viridiplantae; Streptophyta; Magnoliopsida; Lamiales; Phrymaceae. The record is from RefSeq and is a predicted model, not a curated record.